Rhizophagus irregularis DAOM 181602=DAOM 197198 is the source of this 1515-nucleotide messenger RNA. The record is from RefSeq and is a predicted model, not a curated record. NCBI's taxonomy places the organism in Eukaryota, Fungi, Glomeromycota, Glomeromycetes, Glomerales, Glomeraceae.
UAAAAAUUUUGUUCCUUAACAAUUUAUUUAUUUUCUCGUUUUUAUAUUGAUCUAUCAAAAUGGAAGAAAGUCAAACAACAAAUAAAGAACUUAUUCACAUAUCAGAUGAUCAAGAAAAAAUUUCUUCAAAACCAAAACAAGAAAUUUUAGAUGAAGAUUCAUAUACGGAAGCUUUAAGUGAAAUCAUAAAGAGGGAUUUCUUUCCUUCCCUUUUAACUCUUGAGGCGCAAAAUGAUUAUGUAGAUGCUUGGAAUACAAAUAAUCCUGAACUUAUUAAGGAAGCUACUCGUAAAUUAACCGAGUUAACGACUCCUACAUUGAAAACACCUGUUCAAACGCCGUCAACUGUAAUUGGGAUACAUGGAGAAUGGGAUACACCAAUAUCAACUAGUAGUAGAUCUGGUGAAUUUAAAAAGCCAUUACCGAAAAAAUAUAAUAUUAAUAUGUCCUUAGAUUCAUUUCAAUCAAAGUACACUAGCGAAGAUAAUGCUUCAUAUCCUUGCAAUAUAUUAUUAUUUGCAUCUUUUUUAUUUUAUAUCAUUUUAAAAUUAAUGAAAAAAGCUAGUGAACAACAAAGGGAGAAACAUAAGUGGAUGUAUGAAAAAGAAGAUCAAGAGGAUAAUAAGGGUGAGAUAAAAUUGAUUGAAGGACCUGAUCAGCCUAGAAUUGCCGGAAUUGCGUCAUGGAAAUAUAAGGUUCGCAACUCUCUUAUGUUUUAUCCCGAAGGCCAUGAUAAAGGAACUGUUGAGGAAAAUACACGAUGUGCUCCUAAAAAAAUCGUUCAUAGUGCCACAAGGUUUGAGUCUGCUGAAGAAGCGACAAUAGCAAAUCAUGCGGCAGCGACUGCAGCAGCAGCUGCUGCUAGUGGUAUCGAUUUGGAUAGUAGCAGUAAUGCGUCUGAAACUCCCACAGUUGGCGGUUACAGUUUUGUAACUGCUACACCUUCCCCAAACCCUUCACAAAUUGACAGUUCAGAACUAAUGACUUGGGGUAUGAUAGAGGGUACUCCGUUGUUGAUUGGGGGAGAAACACCAGGACGUUCUUUUCAAUUACCACCUACACAACGCAGAGAAAUUAUUGGAAUGAAUCUUUCAAAUAAUGCCUCACGUAAUAUACGCAAACGAAAUCUAUCUAUGAAAUCGCCAAAUCCAUACGUUACUCAAAGUCCAACGUCAAAAAUAGCUAGUCCAAGGGAACGUGCUUCAUAUUUAUCACCAGCUGCAAGAAAAUUACUGCGCAAGUCGAAUUUACCAAAAUCAGUUGGUGUUGAUGUCCAAUUAAGAGCUUCUUAUGCUGCAUCACCAAGGAAUAGGGCGUUAGUAACACCGUCUAAGCUAGUAACACCCACAUUCAAUUCAUUUCCGGACAAAUAUGAUGUAACGCCUAAAGUUAAAACUGAAGAACCUUCAAUAAAAGACAAAUAAUAAUAGUGAUUAUAAUUCAUCAAAUAUCCCAACUAAAAAUUAUGUAAUAAGAAUAAAAAAAUUUUUUGGAUCAUUAUUAAAUUUUUUUUUU